AUGCCGCCGCCGCCCGCCGCCCUCUGCCUGCCCGCGCUGCUCCUGCCGCUGCUCGUGGCCGUCCCGGGGGCUGCCGCUCCGUGCCCCCGGCCCUGCCGCUGCCCCCGGGCCGGUGCCCUGCUCUGCCGGGAGCCCGGUACCGUGAGCAGCUUGGCUCAGCUGCUGGGAACCGGCGGCUUCACCGACGUCGUCAUCGAGAACCAGCAGAUGCUGCUGACCUUGACCCGGGCUGACAUCAAGACGCUGCGGGACCUCCGGAGCCUCACCAUCUCCGGCUCGGGGCUGCAGCACGUCUCUGCCGAUGCCUUCCUGGACACCCCCAGGCUGAGCCACGUGAAUCUUUCCUCCAACGCCCUGCACGGCCUUUCCUGGAAGACUUUCCAGCAUCUGCGGCUGCAAGAGCUCAUCCUGGUGGGAAAUCCCUUCGACUGUUCCUGCGGCGUCCGCUGGCUCCAGCUCUGGCAGAACGGGAGCCGGGCUGAACUGGGCAACCAGUCCCUGGGCUGCUGGGAGGGCAACGUGCUGGUGCCCCUGGGCAGCCAGCCCCUCCAUGCCUGUGAGCUCCCAACCGUCCGCAUCCAGCAGCCCGAGGUGACCCUGCGCCAAGGGGACAGCAUCAACCUCACGUGUCACAUCGCCGCUGAGCCGCCGGCCACGGCGCAGUGGCUGGUCCCUGAGCUGGCCCCUGAGCUGCCCCUUGUCACCAAGCUCUCGGACUGGGAGAUCGUCUUGGAGAUCAACAACAUCUCCUCCAACCUCAACCACAAAGAGCUGACUUGCCGGGCAGAGAACGCGGUGGGGCCGGCAACAGCCAGCGUGGUGCUGAAUGUUACCUUCCCCCCUGUGAUCCUGCUGCUGCACGAAGCCAUCCCCCAGCACUUCUGGUGCAUCCCCUUCUCGGUGGAUGGCAACCCAGUGCCCAGCAUCCGCUGGCUGUUCAACGGUACGGCCUUGGCCGAGGGUCCCUACAUCUACACCCACAUCGUGGAGUACGAGCACAACUCCACGGUCCUGCACGGCUGCCUCCAGCUCAACCGCCCCACGCACGUCAACAACGGCAACUACACCCUGCUGGUGCACAACCCGCUGGGCUUCGCCUCCCGCAGCGUCCAGGGCCGUUUCAUGGAGAACCCCUUCAGCUUCAGCCCCGAGGAGCCCAUCCCCGUGUCUCUGUCUCCACUGGGCACCAGGAACAGCUCUCUGGAGGGGCCUGUGGAGACAACGGACGAGCACACGUUUGGGGUCUCGGUGGCCGUGGCCCUGGCUGUGUUUGCCUGUCUCUUCCUCUCCAUCAUGCUCAUCGUGCUCAACAAGUGUGGGCGUCAGUCCAAGUUCGGCAUCAACCGCUCAGCAGUGCUGGCUCAAGAGGACGAUCUGGCCAUGUCUCUGCACUUUAUGAACCUGGGCAGCAGCCCCCUCUCCUCGGCUGAGAGCAAGCUGGAGGGAGGGCUGAAGAGCAACUUCAUUGAGAACCCCCAGUACUUCUGCGACGCCUGCGUGCACCACGUGCAGCGGCGGGACAUCGUGCUCAAGUGGGAGCUGGGCGAAGGCGCUUUUGGGAAGGUUUUCUUAGCCGAGUGCUACAACCUCCUCCCGGAGCAGGAGAAGAUGCUGGUAGCAGUGAAGGCGCUGAAGGAGGUGACGGAAAGCGCCCGGCUGGAUUUCCAGCGCGAGGCCGAGCUGCUGACGGUGCUGCAGCACCAACACAUCGUCAAGUUCUACGGGGUCUGCACCGAGGGCGAACCCCUCAUCAUGGUCUUUGAGUACAUGAAGCACGGAGACCUCAACCGCUUCCUCAGAUCCCACGGCCCUGAUGCCAAGAUGCUGGAGCAGGGCCAGGGCCAGCCCCGGGGGCAGCUGACGCUGAGCCACAUGCUGCAGAUCGCCACCCAGAUCGCCUCGGGCAUGGUUUAUCUCGCCUCCCUUCACUUUGUGCACCGGGACCUGGCUACUCGUAACUGCUUGGUGGGUCACGACCUGGUGGUGAAGAUUGGUGAUUUUGGCAUGUCCAGGGACAUCUACAGCACUGACUAUUAUCGGGUGGGAGGCAGGACCAUGUUGCCCAUCCGUUGGAUGCCCCCUGAGAGCAUCCUGUACCGUAAAUUCACCACUGAGAGCGAUAUCUGGAGCUUUGGCGUGGUGCUCUGGGAGAUCUUCACCUACGGGAAGCAGCCGUGGUACCAGCUCUCCAACACGGAGGCCAUCGAGUGCAUCACGCAGGGCCGGGAGCUGGAGCGGCCUCGCACGUGCCCCGCCGAGGUUUACAGCAUCAUGCAGAGCUGCUGGCAGCGGGAGCCCCAGCAGCGCCGCCCCAUCAAGGACAUCCACAGCCGCCUCCAAGCCCUGGUCAAGACCCCUCCAGUCUACCUGGACAUCCUGGGCUGA
Colius striatus (speckled mousebird) is the source of this 2385-nucleotide messenger RNA. It is a transcript of the gene NTRK1, whose product is annotated as neurotrophic receptor tyrosine kinase 1. Gene Ontology annotation, cellular component: plasma membrane; signaling receptor complex; axon. Gene Ontology annotation, molecular function: ATP binding; neurotrophin binding; transmembrane receptor protein tyrosine kinase activity. Gene Ontology annotation, biological process: nerve growth factor signaling pathway; cellular response to nerve growth factor stimulus; multicellular organism development. Lineage: Eukaryota; Metazoa; Chordata; Aves; Coliiformes; Coliidae. The transcript has 17 exons. The record is from RefSeq and is a predicted model, not a curated record. The coding region runs from base 1 to 2385 and encodes 794 amino acids.